ACAAGCGUGUGGGAACUGUCAGGGCGCGCAUGCGCGCGCUUCUCAAGUGAGGCGACGGACCUGUGGGAGUGUUAGCGCGGAGGGUGAGGAAGGCUGGUGAGGUGGAAAGAGGGCGCGUGUCUGGUUACUAGGAGACCAGACGCUUUUGUCGGGGAAAAGGGAGAGAGCAGCUUUUGAACCUCGCGCGGGGAGGCUGAAUGGGAGGGCUUGAGCGAAGGAGGAAGCGCGGGCACGCGCCGAAGGAGCGAGCUCGUUGGAAGGGCGGGUGAGCAGGUAGACGUCUACGUCGCUUGGGGCUGUACGUGGCUGGCAGCGUGCCUCCUAGGAAGUAGGCGUCCGAGCGCUAGAGGGUCGAUCCCUGUCGAGUGCACGCGGGCCGCGGGAGUGAGGCGGAGCGAGGGCACCGCGGCCGAGGAGGAGGAGGAGGAGGAGGAGGAGGAGCCCCCCCGCAGAUUACCACCAAAGAACAUGAUUUUGGCCUAGGGGCUCCAAUAAAUGAAGCUGAGAAAUAUCAUAAUACUCCCCAAGAAGUGAGAAACCAAGAGAGACUCAUCUAUACACUAAAUUUGCAGGUUAUACCUAUUAAAUAAACAUACUGAAGAUCUCAAGCAGACAAAUCAUGACUUGGAAGACCAUGUUAGUAAACCUUUGGAACUCAGAAAGGUGUUGAGCAGUUAGACAGAUGGUUUAACCAGCCAGAAUGUGCAUCUUUGUAAAGAAUUGACUAAAGCAGACCAACUAACAGCAGGUGGAAAAAGAAAGAAUUGUUGUUGGAUACAACAUACAGGGACUUUUAAAUACUCAAAGACUGAACUUAGAUAUCAGCAAAAUAAUAUUAUAGUACUAGAAGAUACUAGAAGAUCUACUUGAUUCCUUUGUCAAGACUUUAGGAGCAGACAAAUCAUCAUAAGAGUAAAACUGAAAAUUUGGGAAAGAUGAUUCGAAAUAGAUCUAAAAGUCCUCGACGCACUUCUCCACCUCCCAGGGGAACAAAUUGUGAUACAGAGCUUAUGAAGACAAGAGAUCGUGAGGAACUUAGGUGUAUGUUGGAAAAAUAUGAGCGUCACUUGGCUGAAAUUCAGGGUAAUGUCAAAGUUCUCACAUCUGAAAGAGACAAGACCUUUCUUCUUUAUGAACAGGCACAGGAAGAAAUAGCCCGACUAAGACGAGAAAUGAUGAAAAAUUGCAAGUCUCCUAAAUCAACGUCAACAGCACAUGCAAUCUUACGACGGGUAGAAACAGAAAGAGAUGUGGCCUUCACUGACUUACGAAGAAUGACCACAGAACGAGAUAGUCUGAGGGAAAGGUUAAAGAUUUCCCAAGAGACUGCAUUUAAUGAGAAGGCUCACCUGGAACAAAGAGUAGAGGAGUUGGAGUCUACAGUUCACAGUCUUGAUGACGAACGUCUAGAACAAAUGGCAAAUAUGACUUUGAUGAAAGAAACCAUAACUACUGUGGAAAAGGAGAUGAAAGCACUAGCACGCAAGGCAAUGGAUACAGAAAGUGAACUUGGCAGACAAAAAGCAGAAAAUAAUUCAUUGAGGCUUUUAUACGAAAACACAGAAAAGGAUCUUUCAGACACUCAGAGACACCUUGCUAAGAAGAAAUAUGAGCUGCAACUUACCCAGGAGAAAAUUAUGUGUUUAGAUGAAAAGAUUGAUAAUUUUACAAGGCAAAAUAUUGCCCAGCGAGAAGAAAUCAACCUUCUUGGUGCAACACUCAGUGAUAUGGCUAAAGAAAAGGAAUGCCUGCAAGCAUGCUUGGAUAAAAAAUCUGAGAAUAUUGCUUCCCUUGGAGAGAGCUUGGCAAUGAAAGAAAGGACAAUUUCAGGCAUGAAGAAUAUCAUUGCUGAAAUGGAGCAGGCAUCAAGACAAUCAACUGAAGCUCUUAUCAUGUGUGAACAAGACAUUUCCAGGAUGCGUAGACAACUGGAUGAAACAAGUGAUGAGCUUGCUCAGGUUGCUAGAGAAAGAGAGGCCUUGGGUCGUGACAAUGAUAAACUGCAAGAGUCAGUCUCUAGAAUUAAGCAAGAAAACCAGGUGUUAUCCAAAAAGUUGGCUGAAAAUCAAGUUGAGCUUAGUGAUUUAAAACAGAAGAACCAAGAGAAUAGCAGUGAUGUUAACAAGCUGAAAUCUUUACUAAAGGCUGAAGAGGCUGAGAACCGCCAACUUAUGGAGGACCUUCGAAAAGCCGUUGAACAGGCUGAAAGCUGGGAAGCCAAAGCCCGCCAAACAGAGGCUGAGAACAACACGCUCAAACUGGAACUUCUCAGUGCAGAGGCAGAAAGUAACAGACUAAAAGAAAAAGUGGACUCACUCAAUAGAGAGGUGGAGCAACAUUUAAAUGCAGAAAGGUUGUACAAGUCUCAGAUUUCCACUUUGCACAAAUCCCUUUUAAAGAUGGAAGAGGAGCUUCAGAAGGUUCAGUUUGAGAAAGUCUCUGCCCUUGCAGAUUUGUCUUCCACACGAGAACUCUGUAUUAAACUGGACUCUAGCAAAGAACUACUCAGUCGACAGCUUAUUGCCAAAGACCAAGAAAUAGAUAUGGUGGAGAACGAGUUAGAUUCUGCUCGAAAUGAAAUAGAGCUUCUUAGGAAUCAGAUGGCGAAUGAUAGAAUCUCCAUGCAGAAUCUAGAAGCUUUGCUGGUGGCCAAUCGAGACAAAGAAUACCAGACUCAAGUAGCACUUCAAGAAAAGGAAUCAGAAAUUCAGCUUCUAAAAGAGCACCUUUGUUUGGCUGAAAAUAAAAUGGCCAUCCAAAGCCGAGACGUUGCCCAGUUCAGAAAUGUAGUAACACAACUGGAAGCUGAUCUCGAUAUUACAAAAAGACAGCUGGGGACAGAGCGCUUUGAGAGAGAGCGGGCUGUACAAGAACUUCGCCGCCAGAAUUAUACUUCUACCAAUUAUUACCACAUGAGCUCUACAAUAAAACCAACUCCUAGGUGUCAUUCACCUGAUCGUGCCCUUCAUCGAUCCCCUGAUCGAGGCUUAGACAGAUCACUGGAAGAGAAUCUGAGCUUUAAAGAUUUUUGACACAUGAAGGUUGUUCUUCACCCUCUGGAAAGCAAGGUUAAAAACUGAACUCAAGUUUAUGCUAUAUAAUUGAUUUUAUCUUUUGAAUGCUUGACAAUGUUAAAUGUAUUUAUUGACCUCAAGAGAACAAACUCUGAAUCAGCCAUGGUGUUCUGUUUCACACAGCUUAUCUCUGUUGUUAUUAUGCCAUAUUGCAGUGACUCACCUUAACAUUCAGAAGGAAAAAUGCAUAUGGCUGUAUUGAUCCACACAUUAAUAGUGAGUGUAAAGAAAAAAGAUUUGCCUACUCCGCUAUUAAAGGUUGUGGAAUAACAUUGUUCCUCGAGAGAAAAUAAAGAAACUUAUAAAAAGAGGGAAAAGUGUUUUACAAAACUGAUUUAUUUUCUUUUUUUGGGGGGGGGGUAUCUGAUGUAGUUGGUUAAAUUUUAUCUUUGUGAUUUGUGCUUUCAUGUCUGAAGAAAUUGUGCCAAAAUUGACAAACUUUUUUUAUUUGAUUUGAUCAAUAUCGACCUGGGACCCAGUAUUUCGCUCCAUUUUGGAACCAACUUGAUAAGUUCCACAUCAUCUGAUUUCAAAGAAGUAGAAAGUAUGAGUGUGUCAGUGAUGUUCAAUACAUAACUGUUGUACAAUUCAAAGACCUAAUUAACAAACAUUUUCUGCAAUUGUGUUUACUUCCACUAUUUUUAGAAAGGUAGGUGAUGAUAUAUUUGUAAAGAAUGUAAGAUAACAGUCUGUAUUUUUAAUAAGUUUUCUUAAAAAAAUUAAAGUACUGUAAUCAAAUUUUUUGCCUGUGACAGAUUUCUGUAGUCUGGAGUAUAACUGAAGUACAGUGACAAGUUUUAAAUUUUUCUGAAACCUUCCUAGUUAUUUUGUUAACCUAUUGAUAGGCUUCAAUUUGAUAUGAAUUUGAAUGCCUGAACACUCUUUUAUUAUCUGUUAGCCAUUUAUAUUCUACCCCUUUCAUAGAAAAAAGAAAAAACCCAAACCUGUUCAAUUGUAACUGGACAUGUAACGUAAAUAAUUUUCCCAUUUAUAUAAUUCUUAGCCAUUAUGACCACAGUGGCAUAAAUCAGACUAUUUCAGAGAAUGUCUUUUCAAGUGUUUUAGCAUUCUGAUAAUUUACUCUGGACUCAUGCUAUAUUAUCAUUUAGUUUAAAUCAGAAAAACAAAUCUGAAUUUACUGGUCUAAUAUGAUUAUGUUAGAUCAACAAUGUUAAAUUGAUAGUUAUAAAAUUGCAAUAAAAUGAAUCUUUAAAGAUAUUAUUUAAAAACAUUUUGGGAAAUCUUGUUCAAAAGUUUUCUCACUAACAAGUGAUACUAUAUUUAUGCAAAAUAACUCUUUUCAGGGUAUCAGAGAAACUUAACUCUAGAUCUUUAUGACUACGGUGGAAGGAGAUUAAUUCUUGGUUUUAUCCUAAGAGGAGCUGAUAAAGAACUGAAUGUAAUAGAUAUGUGCUCAACAAAAGGAAUCUUUGUGUAGGAAGACUGGCAUGAGGAGAGUAGAACUCAUGAGAUAGGAAGACUCAUGAGAGAAGAAGUAGAACUCAUUAGUUUCUUUUUGUUGUUUUGUUCCAUUUUCCAUCAUGAGUUCUUUGGAAUUAUAUUGGAUCAUUGCACUGCUGAGAACUCACUUUUUUUAACCACAAGAUGGCACUUGGUGUGUGAAUAAAGCAGACUGCAAAAGCUUACUAGGUUAGCUGUUUUUAAAGAUCAGCAGAAAUUGGCAUAAAAUGAAUUAAAGAGUGGAAUAUGAGUAGGUUUUUUGAGCAUUAUAAAAGGCAAGAAAGUCAAUACGUCAAAAUCCACAGUACUAAAACUGUUUUGAAAAUAGUUUUUGCUCUCUCUUUGGUCCAGAAGUUUUAUCAUGGAAGGGGGGAGACUUGGCAAUUAUAAUUAAGAGCAUCAAGUUUGGAAUAUCAUACCUGUGAAAGAUUGUAUGAUACAAAGCUGAUCUUGAUAUUUUUUAAGAGAAAAUGCAACAAAUAUAUAACAGAAAUUAAUAGAUAGUAUUACAGUAUAUUUUAUGACGUGCUUAAAAUUCUCCCUUGGAGUUCCAAGUUUAGAGUCUGGUCUUUUCCAUUUUAAGUGAGAACUUACCCCAAAUAUACAUGUUUUCUGUUCCACAAGUAGGAGAAUUCUUGUGACCUUUUUGAAAUUGUCCCAUGAUAUAGUUUUCAGAGGGGACUAUCUCAAUUUUAGCCUUUAUGGUAUCAAUGCCAGAGAUUUAAUCUUUCUGCAACUAUAGACAACCAAGGCAAUAUAACUUUUCAAUUAAUGGAGUAUUCUGGGUGGAAGAGGUCUACAUAGUGGAAAGUUUACUAUAAAAGCAGUGAAAAAAUAUUGAAGAUAUAAAGGAAAAUUCCAAAGGAAAGGUCCAUAAGAAUAUUGGCUAUGAUAAUUACAUCUGUUUUAGGCUAAAAGAAGAAAAUGACAAAGGAAGUCAUUGAUUUAUUAUAGAUCGUGAAUCCAAAUGUUUUAUGGCUGAAAAUGAAUUCCUUGUCUAAUGCUGGUUAUUAUAGUUUAGAAACUCUUUGAAAAUACUUAGAAUAUUAAUCCAGGUAUUAAAAAUGUAUAUUUUUUAAAUUACUUUUUUUUUUAAAGCUCUAUUAUUUAUUUUUUUCCUGCUUCACUGCUCAUGAUCCCAUAUUUUCCUGUACUGUGACUGCUUUAGGUAGCAUCCCAUUUUGGAACUUUGGGCGCAUGACAUUUUCACUUUUAUGAAUCUCUUGCUCAGCUGGAAAUACUAUUAUGUGUAGUUUGACCACCUUAUUUAUUGUGUCAAUAUCAUAGAAUUACAACUACUAAACUAGAAAUACUUUAGAUUUUAGGAGUUUCAAGUUGGUCCUUGAAUAGCAAUCACAGAAAAUCUUUUGAGAUUUAAAAUAGUCAGAUUUUGAGCUAUGAAGGUUUUCCUGUAACUGUGACAUUCACUGUAUUAUUAAAAUGGGGGCACUGUGGGUAUUUAAACCACCUAUUUUUAUUAAAUUUCAUUGAAGGUUUUGUGGCUUUUUGU
Molecule: messenger RNA, 6045 nt
Organism: Dromiciops gliroides (monito del monte)
Lineage: Eukaryota; Metazoa; Chordata; Mammalia; Microbiotheria; Microbiotheriidae
Gene: TSGA10
Product: testis specific 10
Exons: 20
Coding region: 936-3032 (698 amino acids)
Source: RefSeq, a predicted model, not a curated record